Nannospalax galili (Upper Galilee mountains blind mole rat) is the source of this 3144-nucleotide messenger RNA. It is a transcript of the gene Btbd1, whose product is annotated as BTB domain containing 1. Lineage: Eukaryota; Metazoa; Chordata; Mammalia; Rodentia; Spalacidae. The record is from RefSeq and is a predicted model, not a curated record. The coding region runs from base 114 to 1571 and encodes 485 amino acids. The transcript has 8 exons. Gene Ontology annotation, molecular function: protein binding. Gene Ontology annotation, cellular component: P-body; cytosol. Gene Ontology annotation, biological process: neurogenesis.
CGCCGGAAGCGCCUUUCCCGGAAGGCUGGGGGGCGGCGCCGGCCUCCGGUGCCUCGGGGAUGGCUGCGGCGCACCGGGCGGUCGCUCUCUGAGCUGAGCUGCGCCGCGGGAGGAUGGCCUCGCUCGGAUCGGCCGCGGCGGGGGAGCAGGCGGCUGGGGCUGAGGCGGAGCUGGGCCCUCCGGCCCAGCAGCCCCCGCCUCCCGCUCCGUCGCCGUCCGCCCUCGGGCCGCUCCUGCCGCUGCAGCGUGAGCCGCUUUACAACUGGCAGGCAACCAAAGCGUCGCUGAAGGAGCGCUUCGCCUUCCUCUUCAAUUCCGAGCUGCUCAGCGAUGUGCGCUUCGUGCUCGGCAAGGGCCGCGGUGUCGCGGCCGCCGGGGGUCCGCAGCGCAUCCCCGCCCACCGCUUCGUACUGGCGGCGGGCAGCGCGGUCUUCGACGCCAUGUUCAACGGCGGCAUGGCCACAACGUCGGCGGAGAUCGAGCUGCCGGACGUGGAGCCCGCCGCCUUCCUGGCGCUGCUGAGAUUUCUAUAUUCAGAUGAAGUUCAAAUUGGUCCAGAAACAGUUAUGACCACUCUUUAUACCGCUAAGAAAUAUGCAGUUCCUGCCCUGGAAGCACAUUGUGUAGAAUUUCUCACCAAACAUCUUAGGGCAGAUAAUGCCUUUAUGUUGCUUACUCAGGCACGGUUAUUUGAUGAGCCUCAGCUUGCUAGUCUUUGUCUAGACACAAUAGACAAAAGCACUAUGGAUGCAAUAAGUGCAGAAGGAUUUACUGAUAUUGACAUAGAUACACUCUGUGCAGUUCUAGAAAGAGACACACUUAGUAUUCGAGAAAGUAGACUUUUUGGAGCUGUUGUACGCUGGGCAGAAGCAGAAUGUCAGAGACAACAAUUGCCUGUCACUUGUGGAAACAAACAGAAAGUUCUAGGAAAAGCGCUUUCCUUAAUCCGGUUCCCACUGAUGACAAUUGAGGAAUUUGCAGCAGGUCCUGCUCAAUCUGGAAUUUUGUCAGAUCGUGAAGUUGUAAACCUCUUUCUUCAUUUUACUGUCAAUCCUAAACCCAGAGUCGAAUACAUUGAUCGACCACGAUGCUGCCUCAGAGGAAAAGAAUGCUGCAUCAAUAGAUUCCAGCAAGUGGAGAGCCGCUGGGGCUACAGUGGAACAAGUGAUCGAAUCAGGUUCACAGUUAAUAGAAGAAUCUCUAUAGUUGGAUUUGGUUUAUAUGGAUCUAUUCAUGGUCCUACAGAUUAUCAAGUAAAUAUACAGAUCAUUGAAUAUGAGAAAAAACAAACCCUGGGGCAAAAUGACACUGGAUUUAGUUGUGAUGGGACUGCUAACACAUUCAGGGUCAUGUUCAAAGAACCUAUAGAAAUCCUGCCCAAUGUGUGCUACACAGCCUGUGCGACACUCAAGGGCCCAGAUUCUCACUAUGGCACAAAAGGACUGAAGAAAGUAGUGCAUGAGACGCCUGCUGCAAGCAAGACGGUUUUUUUAUUUUUCAGUUCCCCUGGCAAUAAUAAUGGCACUUCCAUAGAAGAUGGACAGAUACCAGAAAUAAUAUUUUAUACAUAAUUUAGUGUUAUAACCAUUCAGUCAAAUCUCAAAAGCAUAAACAACUGGCCAUGAAUAGUUUGAGUGUUGUAUUUAUUAUUAUAGGAUAAGAAACAUUUUAGUUUCUUAGUGGAAAUUAAAAAAAAAAGAUUUUAAAUCUCUGCAUGAUUUAAAGGGGAUUUUCCAUUUUCUUGUUAACCCUACAGAAAAAAAAGAGAACUGGGUUUAAUUGUGUUUUUUAAAAAACAAAAGCACAGCCUUUUCAGCUUCAUCUUGUAUAAUUUCAUAGAUCCAUUGACUCAUGGUCUUUCAAUAGUUUUUUUACAGUUGAAAGAUUCUUAUUAUAUAUAGCAAAUGUGGGAAUCUUUUUAAUUUUUGUUUUAAAUAUUUUGAAAGUAGAUGAGAUAGGUCAGUAUUAUAAAUUUGUUUUAACUCUAGUAACUAAUUUCAGAAAAUUAGGAAAACUGACUUUAUAGUUAGGGUUUUGAAAUAUCUGAUUGUUAGCAUUUAGAUUAAUGCUAAAAAUAGGCCUAAAAAAUACCCAAGAAAGAUUUCAAUGCCUUUAUAGAAAAGGAUAUUUUUAGCAAUGUAUUGCAUAGUACUGUUUUAAAGAUGUAAGUAGGGUUUGUAUAAAUUCACAAUAAUGUAAUAUCAACAAAGAUCUAAAGGGAUGAACUAAGACUGGAUUCUUUAUCACAACCCAUCCCACUAUGCCUGUCCUGGAUGCUCCCAGUAAUUCCCAGAAUUGAGAUAUAAUGGUGAUGACAGAUACCACUUUAGCAUUGCGAUUAACCUUACACAGCAAGAAAGGGAAUAAAAUACUAAGAUUUCUGGCAGCUGCUGUGAAAUCUUAAAGCUGUCCAACAGAAUCACUGCUACUGAAAGAAGGCUUUGUUACCCAUACAGUUCUAGCUGAGAAAUAAAAUAUGCUUAAUUUGUGUGACCUCAUUAAUGUGACUGGCACAUUAAUAUUAGGAGUGAUCAGAAGUUAUUCUGGCAGUAUGUCAUUUCUACACUUUUAUGUAAAUCAGAUUUGUGAAAUUAACAUUUUUUCCUUAUGAUUACCUUACAAAAACCUUUGUGUAAUUAAUCUUUAGGUAUAUCAUUACAUCAGACAUCUGUGGAAAAUUAUUAAAAAUUCCUUUUAAGUUUCAGCUUAAAAAUUUUUUCUAAAGAUAGGUGUUUUCAUCAAAAGUAAUAUUUUAUAUUUUCGAAAAGGUAAGAUGGUGAAGGUAGGCCAAGGUCUCUUGAAAUUGCUGGAAAAAGGGGAAUUUUUUUUUUUUUUGUCUCUGAUACCAUGAUCUUAAUGGAUAUAAGCCUCAAUUAGCUGGAAUACCUGUGGAAUGUGUGGUUCUACUUAAGAUUAGCAAACACUGUAGUAACCACUAUGGGAGAAGUACUUCUUCCUUAACAAGUAUUGUAUGACUGAGGUAAGUUAGAGGGGGUUUUGUUUUCAUCUGAGGCAUUUCACAUGCCUGUGUUUUGUCUGAACAAUUAUAGAAUGUAAACAUGGAAGGUAUAAGAAACAGAACCACUUACUGACAUUGGGAUAUCACCUGGAAUUUUUGAAAAAUAAACUUACAUUUUUGUUUGU